Molecule: messenger RNA, 3714 nt
Organism: Seriola dumerili (greater amberjack)
Lineage: Eukaryota; Metazoa; Chordata; Actinopteri; Carangiformes; Carangidae
Gene: adamts18
Product: ADAM metallopeptidase with thrombospondin type 1 motif 18
Exons: 24
Coding region: 1-3714 (1237 amino acids)
Biological process (GO): extracellular matrix organization; proteolysis
Cellular component (GO): extracellular matrix
Molecular function (GO): metalloendopeptidase activity
Source: RefSeq, a predicted model, not a curated record
AUGGUCCGAAAUGAGGACCAGAUACAGGCAGAGAGGACGGGACAGGAGAGAGGAGAAGAGCAGCGUCUGGCUCUGGAGCUGUACAUGCUGGAGCUCACGCUGGAAAAAGCAACGCCGCACAUUUACUGCUCACACACCUCCCACAGCGUUUCGGCCAGCUAUUCUUCCAGUGACAGCCACGGAUUAAAUCAUGACUACGUGUUUGUAACCCCGGUGAAGGUGAACUCUGAGGGAGGAUACCUGACCCAUGAUGUGACCAAGCGAAGCCACCGCAGCAGGAGGUCCCUGUCCUCUUCUCUGCACUACCGGCUCUCUGCCUUUGGACAGGACAUGCACCUGGACCUGCAUUCGUCCUCUGUGAUUGGCCCAGGGUUCACCGUGCAGACGCUCAGCUCAGAUGGCAUCGCCACGGUGAUGGAUGAUGCGGGGUUCCACAACUGCCUGUAUCAGGGAUUUGUCCGUAACCUGUCAGCAUCCUCUGCAGCCAUAUCAACGUGCUCUGGACUGUCAGGUUUGAUCCGUGUGUCUCAGGAGGAGUAUUUGAUUGCCCCGCUACCCCAACAUCUGGCUAAACAGCACAACUACAGCGUCCCCAGUGGUCACCACCCACAUGUUGUCUACAAACGCUCAGCAGAACACGUUGUCCACAGAAGAUCUACCAGUUCUUCCAGACCUGACGAUCCGUACCGUCAUCAUCAUCAUCAGCAUCAUCAUCACCAUGACUACCAGCAUGGAAAGCUACAGAGGCAACACUUCUGCGGACACCGCAAGCAAUACGCUCCCAAGCCUCCCGCUGAGGACCGUUUCAUCAUGCCCGAUGAGUUUGCGAUGCCCGGGGUGGAAGGACCAGGAAGGGCAAAGAGAUCGCCCAUCAACUCCAACAGGGUGGGUGGUCUGAAUGUGGAGACCCUGGUGGUGGCAGACAGGAAGAUGCUGGAAAAACACGGCAGGGACAACGUCACGACCUACGUCCUCACCGUCAUGAACAUGGUUUCCAGUCUUUUCAAAGAUGGCACCAUUGGGACCGACAUCAACAUUGUGGUGGUUAGCUUGUUACUACUAGAACAAGACCCGCUGGGCUUGACCAUAAAUCACCAUGCUGACCAGUCCCUCAACAGUUUCUGUCAGUGGCAGUCAGGCUUGGUGGGGAAAGGCGGCAAACGUCAUGAUCAUGCUGUUCUCCUCACCGGACUGGACAUCUGUUCCUGGAAGAACGAGCCCUGUGACACCCUGGGUUUUGCCCCCAUCAGUGGCAUGUGCAGUAAGUACAGGAGUUGUACCAUCAAUGAAGACACGGGACUGGGCUUGGCUUUCACCAUCGCUCACGAGUCUGGACACAAUUUUGGGAUGAUCCACGAUGGGGAGGGCAACCCUUGUCGCAAGACCGAAGGCAACAUUAUGUCUCCCACUCUGGCUGGAAACAACGGGGUCUUCUCCUGGUCCACCUGCAGCCGACAGUACCUCAGCCGCUUCCUUGGAACAGCCCAGGCAUCCUGUCUGGUGGACGAGCCCAGGCAGAUCGGUCAGUACAAGUAUCCUGAACAGCUCCCGGGCCAGUUGUACGAUGCUGACACGCAGUGCAAGUGGCAGUUUGGCUCAAAGGCAAAACUAUGCAGCCUUGAUUUUGUCAAGGACAUCUGUAAGUCGCUGUGGUGUCAUCGCACAGGACACCGAUGUGAGACCAAGUUCAUGCCCGCUGCAGAAGGAACCAGCUGUGGUCCAGACAUGUGGUGUCGGCGAGGCCAGUGUGUUAAAUAUGGGGAGCAUGGUCCCAGGGCGGUCCAUGGCCAGUGGUCAGCCUGGUCCCAGUGGUCCGACUGCUCCAGGACCUGUGGAGGAGGGGUCAUGUACAGGGAGCGCUCCUGCUCCAGCCCAAGGCCACAGAACAAUGGUAAAUUUUGCUCGGGCUCCAGUCGGCUCAACCAGCUGUGUAACACUCGGCCAUGCCCUCUCAACGCCGUGGACUUCAGGGCCCAACAGUGCGCUGAGUACAACAGCAAGCCCUUCAGGGGCUGGUACUACAAGUGGAAGCCCUACACACAAGUGGAUGAUGAAGACAUCUGUAAGCUGUACUGCAUUGCAGAGGACUUUGACUUCUUCUUCGCCAUGUCCAGCAAGGUCAAAGACGGCACCUCCUGCUCUGAUCACAGGGGAGAUGUCUGCAUUGACGGAGUUUGUGAGGCAGUGGGCUGCGACAAGAUUCUGGGUUCCAAAGUCUCUCUGGACGCCUGCGGAGUCUGUAAAGGAAACAACUCCACUUGCAAGUUCUUCAAGGGCCAAUACGGCCUUCAACACAGGGCCAAUGAGUAUUACUCUAUGGUAACGGUCCCAGCAGGGGCACGAAGCAUUCGUGUUCAGGAAGUGGAGGUCUCCACCAGCUACCUGGCCGUCCGCUCCCUGAAGAGGAAGUACUACCUGACCGGGGACUGGACAGUGGACUGGCCGGGAAAGUUCCACUUUGGUGGAACCGUGUUCGACUACCAGCGCUCUUUCAACAAGCCGGAGAGCCUGUAUGCCGCUGGACCUACUAAUGAGACGCUAGUGUUUGAAAUCCUCCUGCAGGGAAAGAACCCGGGUGUGGUGUGGGAGUACACCCUGCCUCGCACUGAGAGGAAACCUGACUACAGCUGGGGUGUGGUGCGCUCGGACUGCUCCGCUCCCUGUGCUGGAGGUCGUAUCUCGACCAAGGCUAUCUGUUUGCAGGACCAGAAGGUUCAGGUCAACUCCACCAUGUGUAAUCCCCUCACCAGACCGACGCUGGGCUCCCAUCUCUGCAACACACAGCCCUGCCCUGCAUACUGGGCAACAGGCGACUGGGGGCCUUGCAGUCGCUCGUGCGGAGGAGGCCAGCAGACGAGGACACUGCGCUGCCUGAGGAAGGUUACCUACCAGAGGGAAGAGGUGGUGGCACACUCCCUCUGCCCUGUCAUUUCUCCAGCCCAACUCCAGCCCUGCCACACCCAGGCCUGCCCACCAGAGUGGAGCACCGGAUCUUGGUCACAGUGCUCUAAGACCUGUGGCCGCGGACUGAGGAAGCGGAGUGUGUUUUGCAGUAGCACUGAUCCUGGGGCCAAAGCGGUGGUGGUGCCCGACAGCAUGUGCAGACAGCACCACAGACCCAAAGCCCAAGAGACCUGCGUCCUGCGGCGUUGCCCAAAAAACGAGAGGCUGCAGUGGAUCCCCACUCCCUGGGGAGAGUGCUCCAGGUCUUGUGGCACAGGCAUCCAAAAGAGAGAGCUUCGCUGCGGGGAGAGAGACUCGCAGGGAGGGUAUGUGGAGUUCCCCACACGGAGGUGCAGGAAUAUGGCCAAACCUUUGGUGGAUCUCCAGCAGGGCUGCAACCGAGGUCCGUGCCCAGAGCUCCCUCGGGUCGUCGCUGGCAGAACAACCUCCAACGCUGUGGUCUUAGGCUGGUACUCCUCUCCCUGGCAGCAGUGCUCUGUAUCCUGUGGCGGAGGGGUUCAAACUCGGUCCAUCCAGUGUCUGCGGCAAGGUCGUCCCGCAGCUGGCUGCCUGCCCCACCAGAGGCCUGUCACUUCUAGGGCGUGCAACACACACUUCUGCCCCGCCGCUCCCCCGGCUCCGGCACAACGCCCUGAUGAACACUGUGUGGAUCAUUUCAGCUGGUGCCACUUGGUCCCCCAGCACGGCGUCUGUAACCACAAGUUCUAUGGACAGCAGUGCUGCAAGUCCUGCUCCAGCAAGAGGCCGUAG